GGACCCGUCACCGCGGGCGGACGUCUGCCAAGUUGCAAGUUGAACUUUCUGUUACGUCACUCGAUAAUCGCCGGAGGGUGGAAUUCUGAUCGCGGAUAAAUAAGUGUCCUCUGAGGCUAUAUGAAAUUGGUUUAGUGGGAUGUUGUAUCGAUGGUAGAGGUGAAAUGGUGCGGCGGCGGGAAGCUAGGCGUGUGUCUUUCACGCAUCUGUGCGCCUCGCUAUUGUGGCUCGUCACCUGUUUUGACGGGCUGACCGCAGUGAAAAUUGUGAAAGUGGUAGUGCCGGAAAUAAUUCAGUAUGGCGUGCAGGAUGCCGUGAUCUUAGACUGUGAUUACACUUACGGUAAUAAUACUUCGGGUUUAGUGGUGAAAUGGUUUUUCAAGAACAAAGCGAGACCCGUGUACCAAUGGAUCGCGAGCCAGAAACCUCAAGAUAUGGGCAUCUUGAGAGGCCGCGUGGACUUAACAUAUAGGGCGUCUAAUGACCCGUUGAAAAUGCAUCGGGCCUUAAGGAUAGUUAAGCCUGAUACGGAGAUAUCUGGUGACUACACGUGCGUCGUGUCCACGUUCAUGGAGGAGGACUCUAGGACGAAACAAAUGACAGUUUUCGUUCCCGAGUCAAAUUUCCGCUUGAUCCAGAACAAGACGGACGACGACACGGUGAACGUAAUAUGCGCGGCGGAGGGCGCGUUCCCUGCGCCCAACUUGACGCUCGCCACGCCUGACAGGCGAUUGGAAGGCGUCUCCCACAGUCACAAGCUGGUCAACGGCAGAUACUCCGCCUUCGCCAUGAUCACGUUAAGAGAUGCUGAUCUACCCUCCCCAGCUGAGUUCAUCUGCACUCUUAGGAUCCCGCAAGCCAACUACGUAGUCCGGAAAGAAGCUAUUUACUAUCCAGGACCGAUCAGCACCACCCCCGAAAUGCCAACAGCAGCGGACAUGCAAUUAGCUGCGGCUGUAGGACGAUCGAAAGGUGCAACUUUUUAUAAAGCCGUGACAAUGCUGCUGCUUCCUGCGCUAGCUUUUGUUGUAACAUCGUAAAUGGACAACGAAGGUACAACUACAGCUAUUUUUAAAUUAAAGCUUACGAGUAAAUAAAUUUAACUAUUGUGCUAGUCAGGCCCAAAGUAAAAAGUGAACGUAAAACGGAC
Molecule: messenger RNA, 1150 nt
Organism: Chilo suppressalis (striped riceborer)
Lineage: Eukaryota; Metazoa; Arthropoda; Insecta; Lepidoptera; Crambidae
Source: the annotation of a GenBank genome assembly